Hyla sarda is the source of this 1645-nucleotide messenger RNA. It is a transcript of the gene GPX8, whose product is annotated as glutathione peroxidase 8 (putative). NCBI's taxonomy places the organism in Eukaryota, Metazoa, Chordata, Amphibia, Anura, Hylidae. Gene Ontology annotation, biological process: response to oxidative stress. Gene Ontology annotation, molecular function: glutathione peroxidase activity. Bases 346 to 1038 code for a protein of 230 amino acids. The transcript is spliced from 3 exons. The record is from RefSeq and is a predicted model, not a curated record.
GUAUGUAAAUAUUAUUACUCUGGGUGUGCAUCGCUUUCAUGUUUAUGUUUUUCCUUCUUUUUGUGAUUGGUUAUACCUGAUGGCACCCCAUGUUAUUUUUUGGAGAGUUGAGCCCCCUUUCUUUUCUAUUUAUUACUGCAGCUCAGUCCCAUUGACUUCAAUGGAGGUGAGUUGCAAUACCAGACACAACCUGUGAACAAGAGUGUUGCUGUUUUUAAUUUUUAUUUUUUUUUGCAAACAACGAUGACACUAAUACAAAAACGUGUCAUCAUAGUUUGAAUGUGACUUAAGAUCCUCCUCUGUAUCUUCCGGAGGGCUGAGAAAGCAUCUGGUUUCCAGUUACGGAUGACGCUCCUCCCUACAUUCCAGGGACUUGCUGAAACUUCCCUGCAAAAAAUCUCCAAAAUGGAGACUCUGCCUCCUCCGUAUGCCUUAAAAUGCUCGUCCCCAAAGGCUAAAGUAUUUCUUGUUUUCUUCUCUAUGGUCGUAUGCACGGCCGCUUUAUUUAUUUUACAGUUAAAAUUCUUCAGGCCCAGAGGGAAAGACUUCUACUCCUAUGAAGUGAAGGAUUCCAAGGGGAGGACGGUAUCACUGAGCAAAUACAGAGGCAAAGCAUCUCUGGUUGUAAACGUGGCGAGUGCCUGUCAGCACACAGAUGCAAACUACAGAGGGCUGCAGGAGUUACAGAGGGAGUUUGGGCCGUCCCACUUCAAUGUCCUCGCGUUCCCCUGCAAUCAGUUUGGGGAUUCGGAGCCAAACACGAAUCGUGAAAUAGCCGCUUUCGCCAAAGGAAACUACGCAGUGACGUUCCCCAUAUUCAACAAGAUAAAGAUUCUGGGCUUGGAGGCGGAACCUGCGUUUCGGUUUCUUGUAGAUUCAACUAAGAAGGAGCCAAGAUGGAACUUCUGGAAAUAUCUGGUUAACCCCCAAGGUCAAGUCGUGAAAACCUGGAGACCCGAGGAGCCUGUGGAAAAUAUCAGAGAUGAAGUGGCCUCUAUUGUCAGGGAAAUCAUCAAGAGGAAAAAGGAAGAUCUUUAAAGCCACAAAAAACCUUAGGCCAGACUGUUUACAGCAAGAAUCCUUCAUGGGUCUUAAUUUUAGAAGAUUAUUUUUUACAAAUUUUUCCAAUGGGUUUUAUAUUUUGCUACUUUAGUAGAAUUCAUUUUUAUAUUUUUGAAAUCCUGUCCAAAAUUUUCCAAUGGGAUGUGCCACUGUUUGGGUUGGGGGAUUUGAUAAUGCACAAUGAUGGCCUGUUAUGAAUGGCUUUUUUCUGAAGAGAAAUAUUAAAUUAUUGGUUGUGGGAUAAAAUGUUGAUGAUAUUAUGUAAACCUGUCAUAUUCCAACACAAACUAAUUUCCAAAUUCUGUGGAUAAGACACACAUUGCUGUCACUUCUGUUAUAAAAUGAUGGAGUGCCAAAUCUAUCACAUGGCAGACUCAUCAUUUUAUAACAGAAGUGACAGCAAUGUGUGGGUUCCGUCAUGGGCUCUGUAGUUUUCAUGGAAAGAAAAGUUCUGUGUACUGUGCUGUUCUUCCAGUCAAAUAUGUCGGAAGUUGCAUUUUAAGGGGAACCCCGUUGGAGUCAACUGGUGCCAGAAAAUGAAACAGAUUUGUAAAUUACUUCUAUAAAAAUAAAAAAUAAAUCU